AUGUAUUGUUAGCCAACCACCCCCAUUCUCUAUAAGUGAAGUUAUUUUACACAUAACUCACCCUCUCUCUCUCCCUCUCUCAAAAGAAAAGAUAACCAAAUAUGCCAGUUGAUGGUUACGGACUCGCUCCGGGCCUCAGGAAAGGAUAUCCGGGCAACCUCACUUUGUAUGUAACCGUCACAUGUAUGGUUGCAGCCAUGGGCGGGUUGAUCUUUGGUUACGAUAUCGGAAUUUCAGGUGGAGUGACAUCGAUGGACUCAUUUUUGAAGAAAUUCUUUCCGGACGUGUAUAGCAAGGAAACUGCAGAUAAUUCGACGAACCAGUACUGUAAAUUCAACAGCCAGAAAUUGACUAUGUUCACAUCAUCUCUGUAUUUGGCUGCUCUGACUUCGUCGAUUGUUGCUUCGACUGUGACGAGGACUUUUGGUCGGAAACUGUCGAUGCUCUUUGGCGGUGUCCUGUUUUGCGCCGGAGCUCUAAUCAAUGGGUUCGCUCAACAAGUGUGGAUGCUUAUCCUAGGCCGUAUUUUGCUCGGUUUUGGCAUUGGAUUUGCCAAUCAGUCUGUGCCACUAUACCUCUCAGAAAUGGCCCCAUACAAGUCAAGAGGAGCACUCAACAUUGGCUUCCAACUUUCAAUUUGUAUAGGCAUACUAGUAGCCAAUGUUCUCAACUACUUCUUCGCCAAAAUCAAAGGCGGUUGGGGAUGGCGGUUGAGUUUGGGCGGAGCCGUUGUCCCCGCCCUCAUAAUCACCAUCGGAGCGUUGGUCCUCCCGGAAACACCCAACUCGAUGAUCGAGCGUGGCAAGGCCGCGGAAGCCAAGGCGAAGCUCAUACAGAUCCGGGGCACUGACGAUGUGGAGGAGGAGUUCUUCGAUCUUUUGGCGGCCAGCGAGGAGUCGAAGAAGGUGGAGGAUCCGUGGGCCAAUCUGUUGCAAAAGAAGUACAGGCCGCACCUUACAAUGGCUAUCAUGAUUCCGUGUUUCCAGCAAUUGACUGGGAUUAAUGUGAUCAUGUUUUACGCGCCGGUUUUGUUCAAAACGAUCGGGUUCGGAAGCGACGCUUCCCUUAUGUCUGCUGUAAUCACAGGUAUUGUGAAUGUUGGUGCGACGCUUGUUUCGAUUUACGGUGUGGAUAAGUGGGGGAGAAGAUUUUUAUUCCUUCAGGGUGGCACUCAGAUGUUCAUUUGCCAGGUUGUAGUAGCAGCUUGCAUCGCAUCCAAAUUCGGAAUUCACGGGGAACCCGGAGACCUACCGAAGUGGUAUGCCAUUGUAGUGGUACUCUUCAUAUGCAUCUACGUCGCAGGAUUUGCAUGGUCAUGGGGACCCCUAGGGUGGUUAGUCCCUAGCGAAAUCUUCCCUCUGGAAAUCCGAUCGGCCGCUCAGAGUAUCAACGUCUCGGUCAACAUGAUCUUCACGUUCAUCAUUGCCCAAAUCUUCCUAGACAUGCUCUGCCACUUCAAAUUCGGCCUCUUCCUCUUCUUUGCUUUCUGGGUGGUGGUGAUGACCAUUUUCAUCUUCUUCUUCUUGCCCGAGACCAAGAACAUCCCGAUCGAAGAGAUGGUGAUUGUUUGGAAGGAACACUGGUUCUGGUCCAAGUACAUGGUUGAUGUUGAUUAUCCGGCCGGCAAAGUAGCCGGUAAAGGAGACUUCUAGAUGGGGGAAACGGUCUCCAUGAGCCCAAAAAUGUGUGAUUUUGUAUUUGUGUACUUAAAAGGAUUUUGGAGGGAGGGGGAUAAACUCGAAUUCGUCUUUGUUUGUUCUGUUUUUUUUUUUUCGAAGAAUGUACUGGUUGGUGGCUACAUUUAUCUUCUAGUGGGAACUCUUCAUGGGUUUUACUUCUCCUCUAGUAAAUGCUACUUUGGUUUCAGUGUCAACAA
This is a messenger RNA of Rhododendron vialii, 1876 nucleotides long. Its product is annotated as sugar carrier protein C-like. The coding region runs from base 102 to 1652 and encodes 516 amino acids. Gene Ontology annotation, cellular component: membrane. NCBI's taxonomy places the organism in Eukaryota, Viridiplantae, Streptophyta, Magnoliopsida, Ericales, Ericaceae. The transcript has 4 exons. Gene Ontology annotation, biological process: monosaccharide transmembrane transport. Gene Ontology annotation, molecular function: monosaccharide transmembrane transporter activity. The record is from RefSeq and is a predicted model, not a curated record.